Molecule: messenger RNA, 847 nt
Organism: Spodoptera littoralis (African cotton leafworm)
Lineage: Eukaryota; Metazoa; Arthropoda; Insecta; Lepidoptera; Noctuidae
Source: the annotation of a GenBank genome assembly
AUGGCCGACCUACUAACUGCUCUCUUCAUCCCACUGGACAUUUACAUUAUCUUUGUACCCGACUUCUAUCCUCUAGGAGAGGUAGGGUGUCGAAUACAUUACGUUCUCUGGGACAUUCUGAGUAACUGCAGCCUACUCAUCAUCACGGCCUUUACGAUCGAACGGUACAUAAUAGUGAUGAAACCUUUUUUUCGUCAAAAGCUGACGCUGAAUUCUCGAGUCUUCAAAAUCGUUGGUGUUAUAUGGCUCAUAUCAUUGAGUUUUUGUAUCCCUGACGUGUUCUACAUCGACCUCUUGGAAAGAAAGGAAUAUGUGUUUUGUUACUAUUCCUUGACAAAAAUUGUGAGCAUCGUGGUUGCUAUCGAAGUUUUUGUAUUCUUUUUAAUACCAAUGACUACGAUUCUGAUAAUGUACAUCAAAAUAAUGAUAAAAUUGAAGACGGCACAGAAGAAGCUACGAGGCAGCCCGGUUGUUGGAAAGCAGAACAGAGACAAGGCGGCGAAAAUGAUUGCGGCCGUAGCAGCAUCAUUCUUUCUCUCAUGGACACCCUACUGCAUAUUCCGUAUCAUGACAGUGUUCCCGAAAUUUAAAUAUGAAGAUUAUUACAAUGUGUGGAAGAUUGUCAACUACCUCUGUUAUAAUGGCUACAUGUCUACAGCUGCGAACCCAAUACUGUACAGUCUAAUGUCUCGGAAAUUUCGACAAGCGUUUAAAGAUUUGUUGAAGACGCCACGCGUUUUGAGCGGAAACAGCAUAACACAAAAGACAACAUCAACCCACGAUUCAAUAGUGUAAUAAAAAAACAUGGCCUUAUUAUUUCAAAAUGAAAUAAACGUAUUGUGGCUAU